Molecule: messenger RNA, 3074 nt
Organism: Synchiropus splendidus (mandarinfish)
Lineage: Eukaryota; Metazoa; Chordata; Actinopteri; Syngnathiformes; Callionymidae
Gene: qsox1
Product: quiescin Q6 sulfhydryl oxidase 1
Exons: 13
Coding region: 71-2437 (788 amino acids)
Biological process (GO): protein folding
Cellular component (GO): Golgi membrane
Molecular function (GO): flavin-dependent sulfhydryl oxidase activity; protein disulfide isomerase activity
Source: RefSeq, a predicted model, not a curated record
CGAGUUCAGACUCACUGAGGUGGAACGUCACGUCAGUUCUGUCUGCCGCCGCUGCUCGGGCUGCUCGAAGAUGACGCGGCGUCGCGGCCGGAGUUGGACCGGAGACUCAUUCUCCGACAGAAAAAGCAUCAUUUCGGAGGUGUUUUGUUUGUGUCUGAGUCUGCUCUUCCCCUCGGUGGCGGAGGCUGGACUGUACACCUCGUCUGACCAAAUCGUGCUGCUCACCCCAGCGAAUAUCCGCCCGCUGCUGGUCAACUCGUCCGCUGCGACGGUGGUGGAGUUUUAUGCCUCUUGGUGCGGACACUGCGUCGCCUUUUCACCUAUCUACAAGAGCCUGGCCAGAGACAUCCGCGAGUGGAAGCCAGCUGUGGACCUGGCAGCAUUUGAUUGUGGCUCCGAAAAUAACUACAAAGAUUGCACCAGUUACGGUGUCAAGGGAUAUCCAACUCUGAAGUUCUUUCAUGCAUACUCCAAUGCCAACUCCACUGGGCAGGGGUUCCAAGGGUUCCCCCGAGAUGUCAGAGGCCUGCGGCACAGAAUCAUAGACGCUCUUGAAUCCCAUCAAGAGCAUUGGCCCCCGGCCUGCCCCCCACUGGAGCCCACGAGCCAAGCCGAAAUUGACAGUUUCUUCGAGACGAACAAGGUUCGACACCUCGCUUUGAUAUUUGAGGAUUCCAAAUCUUACGUGGGACGAGAGGUGAUUUUGGACUUGUUACAAUUUGAGAACAUUGCCGUUCGAAGAGUCCUGAAAACUGAAGUGGACCUGGUCACCAAACUGGGUGUGACAGAGUUCCCGUCAUGUUACCUUUAUUAUCCUGGCGGUAACUUUAGCAGACUCAUUGUCAACAUUGAGGCUAGAAUGUUCUACACCUACAACCUCCAAAGACUGUCCGGGGUUGUCCGAUCAGGGAAGCCUGCUGAUACCGUAAUUGAUGUCAUCGUGAACGGCACAACAGAAAAAUGGAGGCCCUUCAACAGGACCAGGGUUUACAUGGCCGACCUGGAGUCCACUCUGCACUACUCCCUCCGUGUGGAACUUGCUGCUCAUGCCGUUGUCACAGGGGAUGCUCUGACUGCACUCAAGCAGUACAUCUCUGUUCUCGCCAAGUACUUUCCGGGCCGUCCUGUUGUGGUGAACCUGCUGAAGUCAGUCAAUCUCUGGCUGCAGAACCAGACAGGCGACGAGGUUUCCUAUGAAGCUUUUCGGAAGCUUCUGGAUAACACUGCUCAGACUUCUGAUGCGGCUUUGCCUGAAGGAGUGAGGUGGGUGGCGUGCCAGGGAACGAGACACCACACCAGGCGGUACCCAUGUGGCAUGUGGACUCUCUUCCACGUCCUCACUGUCCAGGCCAAGAACGCAGGGGCUUCAGCUCCUCAGGAGGUGCUCGGUGCUUUCCGGAGCUACAUUGGCAAGUUCUUUGGCUGCCGGCAGUGCGCUGAACACUUUGAAAACAUGGCCAAGGAGAGCCUGGCCGGUGUCAACACCAUGUCUGAAGCUGUGCUGUGGCUGUGGGAGAGACACAAUCAAGUCAACAACAGAGUGGCAGGCGAACUGAGUGAGGAUCCCAGCUUCCCAAAGAUCCAGUGGCCUUCACCUCAAAUGUGUCCAGCCUGCCACUCAGUCAGAAGUUCAGGAGAGCAUAAGUGGAAGCGAGACCAGGUUUUCCCGUUCCUCAUGUCUUACUACUCCUCCACAACCAUCGCCUCAGACUACCUGGAUGAGGAGAGUCAUGUCCUGGAGAAGAUAAGAGCAAAACUUGCAAGUGAGGCGCGAGCAGAGGAGGAUAUGAAGUCGAGACGGAUCGGCAGACACGCUGUGGACUUUCCUGCCUCGCCACAACCAUCGCUCCAAGAAGAAGCUGAGGAAGAAGAGGAACAGGAGCAACACGAUGAAGAAGACGACGUUGGGGAAACUCUGCAGGCUUCUGAGGCACCUGUAGCCCCUGCGCUAGUCCAAGCUCCACCGCACAAGAAGCCCGUCAUUGUCGGGCUGAAGAUGCGAAACCCUCCGGAGGACAUUGUGGAUCUGGACUCAUUUGUUAACCAGCACUACAAAGCUAAAGCUUUGCAGAUGGCUGCUGCUAGCCGAGUGAAACAGCGCACUCUUCAGAAGAACGAGGAGCAGGAUCCCGGCACCUUGCUUGGCCUCGGCCUGGACGCCAGGAUAGGGAUGGUGGAUCUGCAGCCCAUGGAGCCAGAGGUGAACGAGCGGCUCAAGAGGCGGCAGAAACGAGAGCUUGCCUUCCAGAACUUCAGAGAGGACGCGGAGAUGAACAGCAGAGGACGCUGGAUGUCCAUGCUCAACGUUGGAUUCUCUAAAAUCGACAUCAGUCUGUGUGUCAUCCUCUACUUCCUGUCCUCCACCUGUCUCCUGGCCAUGUACCUGUUCUUUAAAACCCGACUCCGGAUACGUCGAGCCAAAGUGUUGAUGCCUUGAAAUUAUUUGUGUAAAUUCCAGUCAGUGUUCACUGAAGCGAAAGGUCAGUGCAAGUGUUCGACCAAUCGACUGUUACCUGCAAGCACCUGCUGCAGCCCGUGAUGAAGGAAGCCAAAGAUCCACUUAAAAAAAAAAAAGUCAAACACUUUCGAAGACACGAGUUUCACCUGUUGCACUCAGACUGUGGGUCCAUUUGAUUCUGUUUUGCUUUGUAAGAAGCGUUAAUUCUAUUUUGUAAAUUAAAGUUUUGAUUCCUUUGUUUUCUACUGCUAUUUUUGAUCCAAAAACUUGACUCAAAUGAUUUUGUGUUCGCUGCUGUAUUUUGAAAGGAUCGAAUGAAUCAUUGACGAUCGCAGACUAACAAGAUCACCAAUGACCAAUCGCAGUGGCUUUUGACAAUCGUACCUAAAGCUUCAGUUCAGGUAGUUGUUUAUCGGAAUCUGAGUGACAGCUGCUGGCCAUAACGGUCCAUUUACGGAAGGACGCAUAUGUUCAUGCUGGACUGGGACUUAGAAUAAGCAGGAUUUGUUUUUGGCUGAUGUGAAGAUUGCUGCUUAUAUGCUGAAAACAAGACUGUUUACUUUGCUUCUGCGAGAGUCAAUAAACUGUUGUGAAUAAUAUUUUUCUUUGCUUUUGU